Molecule: messenger RNA, 2388 nt
Organism: Triticum aestivum (bread wheat)
Lineage: Eukaryota; Viridiplantae; Streptophyta; Magnoliopsida; Poales; Poaceae
Product: protein NUCLEAR FUSION DEFECTIVE 4
Exons: 3
Coding region: 510-2291 (593 amino acids)
Cellular component (GO): membrane
Source: RefSeq, a predicted model, not a curated record
CCUCCAUUCUCCCAUCGCGCGCUCUCUCCUCCUCCUCCCAAAAAAGAUUAGGGCUCAUCACCCGACCAGUACAGUCAUCCUCACACAAAUACCAGUUCAUCAUUUCGGUCUCUCUAGAACUGUAGUAGUAAAUCCUUGUGUUCGAUCGAGCACUGCGUCUGUUGCCACUGCUGGGACUCAGAUUGCUUUUCUCCUCAACUUUGGCAUUCGAUGGGUGUAAAGGUCUUCCCUUCCCGUUGGCCAUCAUUUCCUCUUCUUCCUUUGCGCUAAACAAAUUUUGUUUAGCGCCACCUCCACCUGACCUGACCUGACCCCAGCAAAAGCAAAGCCAAGCGCCUUGCCAUUAAAAGGCUUCCUUUUUUUGGCUCCAAAUCUGCGUCCGGUUUGGUUCCUUCCUUCCACCAAUCUCUCCGGCGGCUCUCCUAUUCCAUUCCACCAUCGAAAUCCAACCCUUGACCUCCCUCCAAUUCCCCAAGAACAAGCAUAAGCAGACAAGCUUGGCCGCUCCGAUGGGGGUGCUCGCCGACAGGCUCAGGGCCUUCUCCACCAACCGAUGGCUCGUCUUCGUCGCCGCAAUGUGGCUGCAGUCCAUGGCCGGCAUCGGCUACCUCUUCGGCGCCAUCUCGCCCAUCCUCAAGGCCGCGCUCGGCUACAACCAGCGCCACGUGGCGGCGCUCGGCAUCGCCAAGGACCUCGGCGACUGCGUCGGCUUCCUCGCCGGCUCGCUCUCCGCCAUGCUGCCCGCCUGGGCCAUGCUGCUCAUCGGCGCCCUGCAGAACUUCCUCGGAUACGGAUGGCUCUGGCUCAUAGUCACCAAGCAGGCGCCGCCGCUGCCCCUCUCCAUGAUGUGUGUCCUUAUUUUUGUUGGAACCAACGGCGAGACAUAUUUCAACACAACUUCACUGGUUACAUGCAUCCAGAAUUUCCCAAAGAGCAGGGGCCCAACUGUGGGCAUUCUGAAAGGAUUUGCUGGGCUUAGCAGUGCAAUUCUGACUCAACUGUUUGCAGUAAUGCACACACCAGACCAUGCAACUCUUAUCUUCAUGGUCGCAGUCGGGCCGUCACUUGUUGCCAUUGGCCUCAUGUUUGUUAUAAGGCCUGUCGGGGGUCACCGACAGGUGCGGUCAUCUGACAAGAACAGCUUCAUGUUCAUCUACACCAUUUGCUUGCUCCUUGCCUCAUAUCUCGUUGGUGUCAUGCUAGUCCAAGAUUUCCUGGAAGUGAGUGAUAAUGUGGCUAUUUCUCUCACAGUGUUUCUUUUCGUCUUGCUUAUUUUACCGAUCGCGAUCCCCGUGGUCCUGACGUUUAGCUUGAAAACUGAAUAUCCAAGUCCAUAUGAAGAGGCUCUGCUGUCUGAAGCAUUAAAAGGAGAGGCAGGUACUUCACAUGAAAGGGAGGAUCAACCAGAGUUGAUUCUAAGUGAGAUGGAAGACGAGAAGCCUAAAGACAUAGACUCUUUAUCCCCAUCUGAAAGGAGAAGGAGAAUUGCAGACUUGCAGACCAAGUUAGUUCAAGCUGCAGCAAGAGGUGGGGUUAGAGUCAGGAAGGGACCACGUAGGGGGGAGAACUUCACCCUGAUGCAGGCAUUGGUCAAGGCUGAUUUUUGGCUUAUUUGGUUAUCGCUUCUGCUCGGGUCUGGAUCAGGGCUGACGGUGAUUGAUAAUUUGGGUCAGAUGAGCCAAGCUGCUGGUUUCAAAGACGGGCAUAACUUCGUGUCAUUGACGAGCAUAUGGAACUUCCUUGGUCGUGUUGGAGGUGGCUAUUUCUCUGAGAAUAUUGUCAGGGAACAUAAAUACCCAAGGCACAUAGCAUUGGCCUUAGCUCAGAUACUCAUGGCUGCUGGGCAUUUCCUCUUUGCAAUGGCUUGGCCUGGAACUAUGUACAUGGGAACCUUCCUGGUUGGGCUUGGAUAUGGCACUCACUGGGCUAUUGUGCCGGCUGCUGUUUCUGAACUUUUCGGUGUAAAACACUUUGGCGCAAUGUAUAAUUUCCUCACAGUAGCAAACCCCACAGGGUCGCUGAUCUUCUCAGGUCUCAUUGCCAGUAGCUUCUAUGACUAUGAAGCUGAGAGGCAAGCGCAGCGCCGUCAGAGCUCAGCGUCGUCGUCUCCACAGUUUCUUCAGGGCAUGGGUUUACUUGCAGAUGGGCCACUGAAGUGUGAAGGGGCUGUUUGCUUCUUUGUCAGCUCGUUGAUCAUGUCAGCGUUUUGCGUCGUGGGUGCUGGCUUGAGCCUUGUCAUUGUUUACAGGACCAAGCGAGUCUACUCUCACCUCUAUCGAUCUGUCCGGUGAUGAACUUUUUUCCAUGGAUAGAUCAUCCCCGUUGUACCAUGUACCAUACAUACAUUAUUGAACAUAUGAUUCAUGAAUCAAGAUACAAGAAGCUAAA